AUGCAGCAUGAAUUUUAUAUGAAUAAUAAACGCGAGGAUAAUGAUUUGAUUCAACAUAAACGUUACAAGCAUUCAGUGCAGAAUAAAGAUGAUGAGCAAAAACCGAUGAAAUCUAAUACGAAUUCGACAUAUGUCAAUCAUAAAAGAAAUUUCAUGCCGGGGGAUUUUGAAUUGACAUUCAAUUAUUCUUUUGACGUCAAAUUGGAUUACAUCUUCAACAAUAAUAGUAAAGUGUUAAAUUUCGUCUCAAACGAAAUGUGUCAUAAUGAUACUUGCAUUCGGUUCUGCUGUUGGCUUGGCUAUCGUCUGGUUGAUGACAACUGCAGUCCUGAAGAAUUAGAAAUCAUUUUUCCAAAGGUAUACACGAACGAUUCGACGCAGAGCGAAGAGAGAGUGAACGAAUUGUUUGACCUGGGCUUUUAUGAUUCGGGAUUCCCUUGCCAAGAAAAUUACUAUCUGCUUCCUGAAGGUUUUCAGUACGAUUAUAAGAUUUUUACCAACGUGAUCUACUGUUCCGAAACUUAUGACAAGAUCAAGGAGAUAACUGAUAAUGAUGAGCUUUUGAAUUCUGACGAUAUGUUGAAAAUGAGUGCCGAUAUAGUAUCUAUAUUACUUUUGGGUCAGUAUUUUCUGGUGUAUUCCAUAUUGCCAGAACUCCGAAAUAAACACGGCUUCAUAUUGCGCAAUUAUAGCGGUGCCCUGACUGUUGCAUACGGAAUUGACUUUGUGUAUAUUUUUAUCAAAUUGGAUUUACAGUAUCCUGUCUGCGUUACAAUAGCCAUUUUAAGAUACUUUUGCUUUAUGGCGAGUUUCUUUUGGUUAAGUAUAAUGAGCUUUGAUAUGUGGUGCACAUUCAGAAAAUUAUGUUCGUUACAAAGAAACGUCAGACAACAAGAAAAAAGAAAGUUGAUAUAUUAUACGAUCUUUGCGUGGGGAUGUCCCUUUAUGCUUGCUAUUUUCUGUGUCAGCAUGGAUAUUCUUUCCGAGUAUGUAAAUGUACCACCGAUUUUGCGACCGGAAUUUUAUUUAUAUUGCUGGUUCAUUGAGACUGGUCCGUAUAUGUUGUAUUAUCAUGGGCUCAGAAGUAUAUGCAUUAUCUUUAGCAUUUGUUUCUCUAUAUCUACGGCAUUAAAAAUUGCGCGUUACAAAAAGGAUACGAGUCUUCGUCUGAAAAAUUCGGAGAGCAAGUGCUAUAACGAUAAUAAAAAAUGGUUUAAUCUAUAUCUGAAGAUAUUUAUUGUGCUGUUUAUCGUAAUAGGCAUACGAUGUCUUAUGAUAACAGCGGAUGAAUUUUCUGGAAAUGUAUCAAAUUAUAACUGGUAUAUUAUUAAUUUGUUGGACAUUAUGCAGAAUCUAUGCACCGUUAUCAUCUUUGUGUGGAGAAAAUAGAUCAAGUGCAUGUUAUUCAAGCGAUUCGCCUACGGUUUGUUGCCAAAAGCUUGACACGGAUCUAAUGCAACAUUGUCGAGUAUUAUUACUACGUAAAAAGAAAUAGUCAUACAAGUGAAGAUGAUUUCUUCCGGACAAACAUGAAGUUACACUGAUAUGAUCGAUCUUUAAUUUUAUUUCAAAAUUAAAGUCAUGUUUAUUUAUGCUGAUCUUUAUUGUUUAAGAUUAAUAAUUAUAAUUCAUCCAUAUUUUUGGAUUUCGUAGCAAAAGCAUAUUAUAUUAUUUAGUUUCUUUUUCAAAUUUAAAUGAGAUUAUGUUACAUUCAAUGACAUAAAUAUUUAUAAUAUUGUUAAUUGUAGGCUAAUAUUAUUUUCAAUUUUCAAUAUUUGUAAAACUUUAGAAAACUGCUACAAA
Nylanderia fulva is the source of this 1803-nucleotide messenger RNA. The record is from RefSeq and is a predicted model, not a curated record. Lineage: Eukaryota; Metazoa; Arthropoda; Insecta; Hymenoptera; Formicidae.